Molecule: messenger RNA, 2662 nt
Organism: Microbotryum saponariae
Lineage: Eukaryota; Fungi; Basidiomycota; Microbotryomycetes; Microbotryales; Microbotryaceae
Source: the annotation of a GenBank genome assembly
AUGUCCACCACGACGAUGCGAGGCUUGAACAAAGCUGAGCUAAAGAUGAACCUCGACAUACCACCUUUCCGACGAAGCAAUAGUUCAACGGGGGGAGCCGCUGCGUUCCCUUCGGUGUUGCUGCCAGUCACGACAGCCACCACCACCACCACCAGCGCUACGGACCCCGCGGCGACCGCUACGGGUGGUGUUGCCGAAUCUUCGACGGGCACGUCGGAUGGACUGGGCAUACGGGGACUGUCAUCUGAACCACCUGUGGCUCGACCAACAAAGAGAAGAAGUGGUACUCAGGAGUUGCUCGAACGCGAUACGUCGAGGUCAGUCGUGCCUUUCCCCUUUGGUUCUGGCCGUUGCUGCGGGCCAUAAACAGCCUCUCGCCCCCCCCCCGCCCCCCCCCCCCCGUUGCCGCGUGUGGCUUUAUCGCGCUCCGUGCAUGGCGAACCCUGCUCACUCUGGUGCGCGAGAGCCUAAAGAGAUGGGUUGGUAGGGUCCCUGUAUUCACGACGGUAGCUGACUGUGCGAAUGCGCUCUGCUCUUCUUACCCCACCCCACCUUCAGGGCUCGAACAAGAUCACCCGAGAUGUUGCUCUCAGCCGGCGGACGCACGAGUCGACCGGCCGGAGCAGCAGCCGGCAGCGCUCAAGCCUCGUCCUCGACCAACGCUACAGCCUCGACCUCCUCUUCGUCCAAGUCGGCUCUAUCCACACUCACGAACGGCAACACCAAUACGAGCGGAAGCAACAAACGCGCUCGCACGAGCCUCAGCGUAUCCCACGGCUCGACGAUCGAAUCGCUAGCUUCGGUCGCGUCCGAGGCGUUGCAGACGUUUCCGAUUCCCAGCCCGAACGUGCUAUCCCAAUCGGCGGGAGCGAGCACUUCUUCGAGUGGGCCGCAGGAGCGACGUCCUGUGACGACGAGGCGACCUUCGCUCGUCUCGCGUACUUCGAUACCAACGGAUAGCUACCCUGCGGUGCCGAAGUCGGAAGAUCUUUCGGGUUCACGUAACGCCGAACCUUCUUACGUCAACAAGGCGAGCACGAGCACAAACAGCAGUCUUGACCCCGUUCGAGAGAACAAUAACUUUCCUGGUAGCUUGUCGCAAAGAAGGGGAGAGACGGCGGCCGGGAAAGGGUUGAAGAUCACGACAUUGCCCGCUGAUGAGGUUGUCGAACAGGCCCCUCGGACCGCGCCGGGCAACAUCGUCACAGGUCCUUUGGGUCCCAAUGGGCCUACGGGCCAAGUGAGCGGUAAAAGCCACGGAAGACGAGGCACGAGUUUCAACGGCCAAGGUCAAUUCAUGGCACAGGCCAAAAACCCGGGCGGCGGACCUCAUGCUUCCCUGCCGACGCCGCUUCAAGCGAUCCCCGUCUCACCCUAUACGGUUGCACCUACUCAAGGUCAACCUUCACUGCAUACGCAGUAUUCCCAGCAAUCCCACAGCCACAGCCAGAGACACGGCCACUCGCACUCUCAUUCCCACUCUCGGCACCCUAACCUGCCGCCUAUGUCGGGCUCGAACUCGGCGAGCGCUACUCGACACGGCUCCGUUUCAGGCGCCCCUGUUUUGGACCCUUACUACGCCCCUACGGUAACAGGGACCUAUUCCGUCCCGAUCCCCCAUUCGCAACAUCGUUCCUCCAUCUCUUCUACCCCAGGCUCGACCGCGACCUACCUCCCACCUCUUCAAACGGUCCCCGCAGCCAGCUCAUCGAUCUCGGCAUCAACGUCCUCGAUCAUGGAAACGGGCAAACAUGCCUUCCUAGCUCACUUCUCGACCCUCUACGACGCCUUCCACGAAACGCGUACCCUAUCCCGUUCUUUGGACCAGGAACUUGGUCGCGCGCGAAUGAUCUUGAACCAAUUGGACGAAGGAUGGAUCGAUACGCUCGUCCGAAGGGAGAACGAAAGGCUCUGGAAUCGAGUGGUCGAACUUGAACGAAUCGUCGAGGACGAGAGGAGGUUAUGCAGGGAUCGAUUGGGCAGGUUGGAAAGGGCCGUUUGGGGAGAUGCGUCGUCGUCGUUGUCGAGUGCUACGACGACGACGAUGAGUAGUUCGGCACCUAGUUCGGCAUCCGUUUCGGCUGGUCCUGUUGGUGGGACAGGGUUGGGGUUCGCUAGUUUGGGCUCGGUGGGUCGUAGGAGGGGUUCGGAUUCGUUGGGGGCUUAUACGAUGUUACCUACGAUGGGGUUGGGGAUUGGGCAUGAGGAGAAUGCUACUUCUGGAGGGGCUGGAGGUGGAUCAUCGACUUUCGCGAGAGGAAUGGAGGAGGGAGGACCUGGGGGACUUGAGAUGGACGAGUCUUCUUCCGUCGUCGUCGGCGGAACGGGAUCAUCUGGAUCGGGUCCAUUCAUCAAGAGGGAAAGGGGAGGAAGUCCCUUACUGGCACCGCUUAUGACGACGGGUUCGUUGGUCCCUCGACGAAGAAGCGUCAUGUCCCGUCCGGGAACUGCAACUUCGUCUACUUCUUCGGGUUCGAUGAAUGAAUUUGGGGCUGGAGGUAGUGGGGGUUUGAGGAACGGGAUGUCUGGGACGGGCAAUUCGGCGAGACGAAGCUCGAUGAAUACGAGUCAAGGGCCGAGAGGGGAGGAUGUGGAGAUGAGUGGACCUGGUGCGAGUGCGAGUGCGGGUGGACAUGGGCAUGGGCAUGAAGGACGGGAGUGA